Sinocyclocheilus rhinocerous is the source of this 6453-nucleotide messenger RNA. It is a transcript of the gene vat1, whose product is annotated as vesicle amine transport 1. The transcript is spliced from 7 exons. Gene Ontology annotation, molecular function: zinc ion binding; oxidoreductase activity. The record is from RefSeq and is a predicted model, not a curated record. Gene Ontology annotation, cellular component: mitochondrial outer membrane. Lineage: Eukaryota; Metazoa; Chordata; Actinopteri; Cypriniformes; Cyprinidae. Gene Ontology annotation, biological process: negative regulation of mitochondrial fusion. Bases 292 to 1761 code for a protein of 489 amino acids.
UCUCCGGGCUUUGCAGCUCGCCACGCCUCGCCUCGUUUUUUCUCAAUAGUUGUCAGAGCUUCGGGUCACUCGCUAGUCGUCGUGAGGCAUCUUCCACUCCCUUUCUUUCUCUCUCUCUGUCUCCCUGUCCUCCACCUUCUCAGGCUCCAGCAUCCUUUUUGCAAAGGCAGAGAAAACCGUGGACCGCGAAGCAGCUCGUAUACUCGAGGUCGUCUGAGCUCUGCAUUAUCCGAGGCAGGAAAACAAACGCAAGUCUUUUCUCCUCAAAAGUUCUCGACUCAAACUCCGACCAUGUCCGGCGAAGACGCACCUGCCCAGCAGCAAAACGCCGAGGAGCAGAAGCAGCAGCAGCAGCAGCAAGAAACCAAGACGCCCGCCGAGUCCCCAAAAACCGAGAGCAAACCAGACCCACCGCCCAGCGGCGCCUCCACCGAGGCCGCCGCCGCCGACACCGACACCCCAGCGCCCGCAGAGGAGAAAGCCCCAGAGGAAGACACGUUCAGCUACCGGGCUCUGGUGCUCACCGGCUACGGCGGCUAUGAUAAGGUGAAACUCCAAGUAAAGAAGGGGAAGCCAGCUCUCAAGAGCGGCGAGGUGAUGGUGCGCGUAAAAAUGUGCGGGCUGAACUUCGCAGAUCUGAUGGCAAGACAGGGACUGUACGACCGGCUCCCGUCCCCGCCGGUAACCCCGGGCAUGGAGUGCUCCGGGAUCAUCGAGGCUGUCGGUGAAGACGUGACUGACAGAAAAGUGGGUGAUAAGGUUCUGGUUCUGAACCGGAGCGGUAUGUGGCAGGAAGUAGUAGUGGUGGCGACCACACACACCUUCCUGAUACCAGAGGGCAUGAGCUUUGAGGAGGCGGCGGCACUUCCUGUCAAUUACAUCACUGCCUACUUGAUGCUCUUCGACUUUGGGCACCUGCGUCCGAACCAGAGCGUGCUCAUCCAUAUGGCUGCAGGUGGGGUGGGCAUCGCUGCCACUCAGUUGUGUAAAACAGUGAAUGAUGUCACAUUGUUUGGCACCGCCUCGGCCAGCAAGCACGAGGUCAUCGGCCAGGGAGGAGUCACGCACCCCAUUGACUACCGGACACGUGAUUAUGUGGAGGAGAUCCGUAAAAUCAGCCCCAAAGGCUUGGAUAUUGUUCUGGAUCCUCUGGGAGGCUCUGACACUCAUAAGGGCUACAACCUACUGAAACCAAUGGGGAAGCUCAUCAGCUACGGUGCCGCUAACAUGUUGGCGGGUCAGAAGAAGAACCUGUUUGCGGUGGCUAAGACCUGGUACCAGCAGUUCUCCGUACACACCCUGAGCCUGAUCCAGGGAAACCGCUCGGUGUGCGGAUUUCACCUGGGGUACCUGGACUCUGAGACCGAGCUCAUCGCUCAGGCCAUGGCAGCCGUUGUGGACCUCAUAACAAAAAUGUUUAUGGACCUGUACAGACAGGGCAAGAUCAAGCCCCGAAUUGACUCCACCUACCACCUAGAACAGGUUGGUGAUGCCAUGCGUAGGAUGCAAGAGAGGAACAACAUCGGUAAAAUUAUCCUCACCACCGAGCCAAUGAAGGAAGAGGAGAAGAAAGAGGAGGCCAAGAAAGACGAGGAGAAGAAGAAAGAUGACAAGAAAAAGGAUGACAAGAAGAAGGAAGACAAGAAGAAGGAUGAUGCCAAGAAGGAGGAGAAAAAGGAGGAGAAGAAGAAGGAAGAGGCCAAGAAGGACGACAAGAAAGCAGAAGAAAAGAAGGAAGAAGCCAAGAAAGAGGAGAACUGAGUGGAGAGAAACAUUGUGGAUGUGCUUUGUGUCUGUGUCAGCGGUUUGGGAGUGGUUUGAGUGAGUGUGUGUGUUAUGUGUGAUUGUGUGUGUGUAUGGAGGGGUGUAUAGUGUAAUUAGCUUAACCCCAGUUGAUUCCUGACAUUAGAUCUGCAUUUCUGCAAUCAUUCAAUCAACAGAAUUCACACACCACUUAUGUUCACCCACACACACACACACACUUUAUACACCAAGGGAACACACCACUUUAUCGUUCUGUUGUAACCCGGUAGUAUUUAUUCCCGGUUCUGCUGCGUCCUUUUUAACUAUUUCAUAUGACUGCAUGCCACCAAGGCAUGUUAGGGCAGUAUUAUCCUUUUUAUAACUAUCACGGCAGUGUUUACUCAACCAACGUCUUUAAUUAUAUAACAAAAUAACCUUACUCUGCACCCUUUAAAAUCAUACUACCAUAUCCUCUAACGUUAUUCCUGCCAAACUAAUGCACUAUAAAAUUAUUGUAUAUCACUGAAAUAUUCUUUGUAGACGCAAACCAAAAACCACCUCAUUCGCUCUCUACACCCCUCCAUGUGUUUGCGUACCCACUGUGAGUUUGGCUUUUCUGUUUCCUUUUCGUCUCUGUUCUGAAGUGGGUGCACUUGUUUGAUUCGCCAUACGUCAUCAAAAGUGAAAGAGCCUUUUUUUCUGCCCACCUUGGUAUGCAAAAACAAGAGCACCCACCUACACUCCCAUUGUUUAUGUUGUUUUCCCCUUAUUGGGCCAGACUCACUCACAUGUACUCAAGCCCCGCCCCCGUGGCGGAGUCAGGGUGGUUUCUGAUUGGCCGAGAGGGACAACAGGCUUCUUUUAUGCGUACACAUGUGCACAUCGCAGACGUUACCCCAAAAACUAACAAGGGUGCUUUAGGCUUCAGCUGAUCAAUGUGCCAUGUCAUUAAAACGGGGCAAGCGCCAGGGUUUUAAUGAGUCUAGCUUGGCAAGCAGGACAAAUUAUAGAGAACAUUCUCCCAGCCUUUUCCCCAUCGUUUCUCUUGUAUCAGAUGUGGACUCAUAAAGACAGGAGUGGCCUUUCAUUCCAGAACCUCCUCCAGGAUUCCAGGAUCCUGACGCUUUCCGCCCCUCGUUCCCGUGACUGCUUACCACACGAUCAUGCUGACCUGCAGCUCGCAUUUAAAUAUGAUCUCCGCUCCGUCUGGCUUUUCUAACUCCGCUCUCUCUCGCUCUCUACCCAUUUCGUCAUUGUGGUUGGCAUAGCAACAGCAGUUAGGCUAGUUAGGGAUGACAGUUAGGUCUCACCCCCACAUAGCAGACGGACACAAACAGACAACCACUCGCAGCUUCUUUUAUACCAUAAACUUUGGUGGUUUUAUUUGAAUGCAUUUAGGAAUGUGGCUACACCCUCGCUUAGACAUGUCAAUCAAUCCCUCUGGCUCCUCCUCCUCCCCUGUUUCUCAAGAGAGCAGUAAUCUACUGCCUCCGCUGGUGAUUUAUAUGCACUGCAGUGCUAUCAUUCAAGUAAUCAAGACACCUGCUGACCGCUCUCUUUCUUUUCACACUGUGAGUCUGGUUCAUUUCAGUGAGUGUUUAUGUGAAACAAAACCAGAGCCCCUCUUUUAUAUGUACGUUUGUUGUGUGCGAGUACGUGUGUUUCUGUAUUUGGCUGUCUGUCCUCAGGUUUGUUGUCGGAUUUAGAUUAAAACAUCUUUCUUUCUGUCUCUCUACCUCCCUCAUGCUACCGUCUGGCAUUUUAACCGUCUCUUUCUCUCCUCCUCCUCCAUCACUUUCUAACUCACCGCCACUCUUGAAUAUUCCGGCCCCCGUGAACGGCCUGCAAUGGUUUGCUAUCGUUUGCACUCAGCUUGCACUUACAGAGCAUGGCGUUUCCACACCCAAUCCGCCGUAUCUCUGGUUCCUGUCCGGGUUUUCACACCGUUUCAGUCACAUUCUCGUUCUCCCACCAACACACUCGCUCUGUAUGCGCCUCUAAAACCGAGAAACAAGCGUUUGAACGUGCAUGGAGAUGCUCAGAAGGCCGCAUUGUUCGAUGCAUGCUCGUGUUUACAUAAUCACUACGAGUGCAGAUGACCGUUCAGGCGCAGAAUGCACUGGGGUGGGUGUGGAACAGCCAUACUAGUCUGAAGAGUCACCAUGUUCCAACUCACUGAAUCCCGAUCCGGUUUUGAGUUCCGGAUCCGAGGGAUUGAGUUUCAGUUUCUUGUUGUGUUCCGCUGGUUCUCUUCCUGUGUUCCUGUGGAUGGUGACUCAAGAGCACCAAGUGACCCUAACUAACUUAAGUGAAAAAUAUCCGUCCUCUUUGUAUUAGGUUUCUUUUUUUUUUUUGUAUGUUUGUUUGUUUUUGUGGUCUGCAUUUCAGUAGUUUGAGUUCAAAAGGCUUUGCUGCAGUUCCUCUAAAAUGUGAUGAAUCAUGUGAUUUCGUUGGUCUUGACCGAGUGUGCCAAACUUUUUCGUGAAGGCAUGACCUUCGCUAUAACUGUGCUUACUGUACUGAAGAAAAAAAAACGAAGAAUGAAAGAUGAAGAAAAAAAACCUAACCGUCUGUGGUUUUUGUCAAAAUGACCUUGCAGUAAAAGAUCUUGAGAUUCUGAAUUCGCUCCUGCCGUGUGUGGUCGACAACGCCCUGAAUAUUAUUGGUGCUGACUGAUUUCCAAAUUUUGUUUUCCGCUACCGUUCGAAUCCAUGCAAAACCUCUCGUUCUCACUGUGCCUCAGUCGUAGACCAACACCAGAUUGCCUCCACGCAUGUUUACACGCGAAUGCAUAUACACGCACGUAGACCGUAGUUCGUCCCUAACUCCGUCUCAGCUCUGCUGUCCUGAAGGGCUGGAAUCUCAUUCCCAUUGAUCUGAAACCCCCCAGAUCAGGUGUACUGUUGUUUACGGAUGCACUUUUGUGUAUCAUGGUGGAGUUCAUCGGAAAUUAUGCGUCUUUUCUAACCUAUGACCCGAGGUAACCCAACAAAAAGAUCCAGCAACAGUCAGAACGAACGAAUGAUUCAUGUCUGUGUAGUUUUCCAAGCUGUUUCAGGAUUUGCUGGCUAUUCGUUGUUUUUUUGUUUCUCAGUGAAUGUACAGUAGUAAUUAAUCGCGAUCCUGAAAGGAUAUAGUUCACCUAAAAUUUUAAAUUGUCAUUAUUUACUCACCCUCGUGUUGUUUCAAACCUGUGAGACUUCCUUUAUCUGUGAAGCAUAAAAUGAGAUAUUUUUGUCCAUGCAAUGGAAGUCAAUAGUAACCAAAAGAAAGGAUUUUGUUCCCAACAUUCUUCCAAAUAUUUUUUUGUGCAGAAGAAAGAGUCAUGCAGGUUUGGAACGACAUGAAGGUGAGUAAAAAAAAAAAAUUGGGUGAACUAUGCCUUUAACAUCUAGUCUUAGAGGCCCGUUCACGAGCAAACCCUGCUGUGUUUUCAUUUCCAGACGAUCCAGCAGCGACAUUCCGGUUCUGGAACUCAUCUCGGCUGCUUAUGACAUCAGAGCGGCUGUCGAUUCGGUUUCGUCCCUAGUUCUGUCUGCAUUGGCUAGUGUUAAGCGCCGCUGGGUCCGUUCAGAGACCAUUCGGAGCACCCACACCCAAAAACAAUGACAUCUGGGCUGGGAAUGCUCACUUUAAAUCUCUCAAGGUUUAGACAUUAUUAUUAUUAUUAUUAUUAUUAUAGCGUGAUGGUUUGGAGUAUUCUUCCUCUUCCUUUUUUUGGAGCUCACAACGGCUCCACAAUGAGCUCAGCUGCAGGUGCGAGAGUCUCUCGUGGAUAUGGAAUUGUGCGACUGGGAGCCAGAGAGGCUCGGAUCGAGCCAAGCUGCUUCCUUCCUCAGUCUCUCAAUCCAAUAGCUUUCCCAGAACAGGAAACGCCCCUCAGGUUUGCAGAGUGCAGAAUUCCUGCUGCAAAUGCAGCCUUAACCAGCGCUAAAUCGCAUCAUGCCUAGACGUUAUUUAGGAUGUUAGAUACGCAAACGUAGUGCAGUUUGGUGUGCCUACAGUGAAAUGUAUUUAUUAAUUUAUGCGUUAAUGAAAGCACUAAUGAAAUGAAGCUUCGAAAGGCUUUUAGCUCUAAAUUUAUACGGCCGAUGUAUUUGCCUUCUCUUUGUCUGGCACAUAUGAGAAACUGAGUCAUUGUGGACCGUUUCCCACACAUGCUCAGCGUAACGGGUCUAUCUUUGUCUCGCAAAUGCACACUGCACACAUCUCGCAGUCUUAAUAAUGCACUUUUUGUGUACAUUCGGAUGCAUACUUGCGCUAAUAAAGAUGCAUGGUGACUUUGGAGACAUUUCGGAAAGAUCUCGAGUCACAAAAGGCUCCGUUUGCACUCUGAAUUACAGUUCCAACUUUCCUGCUUGGCUUUUUGACUGAAGAGCCAAUCAGAGGCACCAGCUUACAUUCCUGUUCACUGAUUGGUUCUAAAUUCAAACCCCGCCCCUAUCCGUCAGCAUUAAUGCUCCUCCCCCUCCACACACGUCAGAGAAGCACCACGGGUUGUUUGUGUUGUUGUUUGUUUCUUGAAGCCCUCCAUCAAAACUUUCUUCAUAUAAUUUUGAGAAUCUGAAGUGCUGCUGUUUCUGUGCUUGACUCUGGGUUGGUUGGACUGCGUGUGGUCAUGAGGACCGUAGAGUUCAUAACGCUUCUGUGUGUGAUGUGACCAUUUUGCCUUACAUGUUUUCCAGGACUAAUUAAAGAGCAUAACUAAAA